This is a messenger RNA of Arvicola amphibius (Eurasian water vole), 888 nucleotides long. It is a transcript of the gene Med19, whose product is annotated as mediator complex subunit 19. The record is from RefSeq and is a predicted model, not a curated record. The transcript is spliced from 5 exons. Lineage: Eukaryota; Metazoa; Chordata; Mammalia; Rodentia; Cricetidae. Gene Ontology annotation, biological process: positive regulation of transcription by RNA polymerase II. Bases 13 to 747 code for a protein of 244 amino acids. Gene Ontology annotation, cellular component: mediator complex. Gene Ontology annotation, molecular function: transcription factor binding; transcription coregulator activity.
GCCGAGGGUGCCAUGGAGAACUUCACGGCGCUGUUCGGAGCUCAAGCCGACCCCCCACCGCCCCCGAGCGCCCUGGGCUUCGGGCCCGGGAAGCCGCCCCCGCCGCCUCCGCCUCCUCAGGGAGGGGGUCCAGGCGCGGCCCCGCCGCCGCCCGCGAGCUCGGCCCCCGCGGGCGCAGACAAGUCGGCUGCUGGGAGCGGCCCCUUCUACCUGAUGCGGGAGUUGCCGGGCAGCACAGAGCUGACGGGCAGCACCAAUUUAAUCACACACUACAACCUGGAACAGGCCUAUAAUAAGUUCUGUGGAAAGAAGGUGAAGGAGAAGUUAAGUAACUUCCUGCCUGACCUGCCAGGGAUGAUCGACCUCCCUGGCUCCCAUGACAACAGCAGCCUCCGCUCCCUCAUCGAGAAGCCUCCUAUUCUUAGUAGCUCCUUUAAUCCAAUCACAGGGACCAUGCUGUCUGGUUUCCGCCUCCAUACUGGCCCGUUGCCAGAGCAGUGUCGUCUGAUGCACAUCCAGCCUCCCAAGAAGAAGAACAAGCAUAAGCAUAAACAGAGCCGGACCCAGGAUCCUGUCCCCCCAGAAACGCCAUCUGAUUCAGAUCACAAAAAGAAGAAAAAGAAAAAAGAAGAGGAUCCUGAACGGAAAAGGAAAAAGAAAGAAAAGAAGAAGAAGAAGAACCGACAUAGUCCAGAUCACCCUGGUAUGGGCAGCUCGCAGGCCAGCAGCAGCAGCAGCCUCCGCUAACAGGACUACUGAACUCUGCCAAGGAUGGCUUUCAUGUUAUAUUGAACCUUGGGGCAUCACAGCUAGUCAGAAGCCAGCUCCUGCUACGCUUAUGACGAGUUUAUGACGAAUACACUUUUAAAAAGGGCUGUGCUUUUUUAA